Molecule: messenger RNA, 1477 nt
Organism: Polistes canadensis
Lineage: Eukaryota; Metazoa; Arthropoda; Insecta; Hymenoptera; Vespidae
Exons: 3
Coding region: 509-1315 (268 amino acids)
Molecular function (GO): sequence-specific DNA binding
Source: RefSeq, a predicted model, not a curated record
UAAAUAUCAAAGAAUACUGAAUUCUUUGAUAGUAUUGUACCGUCAUCGCGUUAAAUAUCUACUGUCGCCCACUGGUGGUUCCGGUACUAACUAAAAUGAUUUUGGUUACGCAAAAGUGUACUUGUCAGCGUCUAUGUACUUCUUUAUUCUUCGGUGCUGCUUAUCACGUCAGGUUGCUGAAAUAAGAGAUCAGAAUUUGAGGCUACUGGUGUGUUUUAUUGGUAUGUGAUACAAAUUGCGUGUGCGUGUGAGAAUGAAUUAGAAAUCUAGUUAAACGUAAACGAAUGAAUGAAAUAAUAAAAACGAAGGCGCAUAAGAGAUAAAUGAGAGAACAAACGAAUGUGGAACAAUUUCAUCAUAAAAUACAAAAAUAUAUAGAAGCUCACAAGUCCAUUUUUUGCGUACCUACAAAUACUCUGACCACCAGUUGGCGAGAGUAGGUACUUAAUGCGAUGACGCUACAAUACUAUAGCAUCUAACUGGAUGGUCCGAUCGUAAUUUUAGUAACAUGCCGUCAAAUAAUAAGUGUUAUUAUUCUGGAUGUAAUAAUACGAAAAAAUCACGACCUGAUUUGGUAUUUCACCGGUUUCCCACAGAUAAAGAAAAAUUGUCAAUGUGGAUUCAAUCUUCUGGCCAUCAAGUUGUUGGUGAAGUCGACGAACAACUACAAUGGAAUCAUCGUUUGAUCUGUUCUAACCACUUCAAUCCAGAAGAUUACAAGGCAGGAUCCAGACCAACUUUAAGUAAAAAUGCAGUACCCAAAUGUUUCAACGCGUCAGUCGUUAAUAAUAUUAUAAAUAACAAUACUAAUAAUUAUAAUAAUAACACUGAUGAUGUAAAUAAUACUAUUAGUUCACGAUUGAAUUUUGAUGUUCAUUGUGACAGUAAUGAAUGUCAAAAUUCAUCGAACGAGUUCCACGAACAUAAACAACAAAGUAACAGUAGUGUUAAUACAGAAUUAAUUAUAAUGAAAUAUCUUAAUAAUUCUCGUUUAAUGGUUAAUAAGCUCCGAAAAAAAAAUAAUGUUCUGCGACAGAGAAUCUUUCGUUUACGUAGAUCUACCCAAAAAUGGAAUUAUUCACGUCUAAUUGCACUAGCAAAAACCGUAAUUAAAGAUGAAAAAACAUCAUUUCUAGUAGAAAUGCAAAUUAGCCAUUUAAAAAAAAAAAGCUGGUCGGAGGAGGAGAAAAAUUUUGCGCUUUCCAUCUACCAACGGAGUUCACAAUGUUAUAAAUUUUUGCGAAAUGAGUAUAAUAUGGCUUUACCAUGUGUUACUCUCAUUCGCAAAUGGAUAAACGAAAUGCAAGAAUUCUAGCGUUAAAAUAAGUAUGUUUGAUAUAUUAAAAUGUUUCUAGUUUUUGUUUAAAUGUAAUAUAUAAGGCAAUUUAAUUUUUUAAUUACAAAAAAAUGUAUUAUAUUUAUAUGUACAGGAAGAACUUAAAAUAAAUAACCAAAUUGUAACAAUAAAUAAACAAAA